Molecule: messenger RNA, 1479 nt
Organism: Recurvomyces mirabilis
Lineage: Eukaryota; Fungi; Ascomycota; Dothideomycetes; Mycosphaerellales; Teratosphaeriaceae
Exons: 1
Coding region: 1-1479 (492 amino acids)
Biological process (GO): lipid metabolic process
Molecular function (GO): phosphoric diester hydrolase activity
Source: RefSeq, a predicted model, not a curated record
AUGUCAGGCCCGAUCACGAUUCGUAAUUUGACAGCACAGCCGCUCACUGUUAAGCUCGUAGAACGCUAUGAGGCACCGAACCCGAAGGACUUCCAACCCAAUGGCGGGUUCUCGAUGUCCAACCUGACCUCCAACUUCACGACGUUACUCGGAAACAACAGCACAUCCCGGCCAAGUGUCACAGCCCUCAAUGACAAGUCGCAAAGCUUCACGAAGCAAGAUGUGGAUGUACGCAUGGAACCGUUUAGCACGCACAAGACGGAAAUCAGUACGACCGAACGAGGACCUACCGAGAUCCUGCGCUUGACUUUGCAAGGUGAUGGAGGUGGGAAGUGGAGGAUAGAUACGCCCACACCUUCUGCAGCCUCGCAAUCACUCGUACCCUUGACACCUGAUCCAAAGCAUGACUAUACUGCGGUCUACAACCCGGCCGACCAAUUCCUGGCCAUCAUCGAGACCACAGAUCUACACAGCUGGAUGAAGGAGUUCAAGGACGAGACACCCCUCUCAGCCUUGUCAAUCCCAGGCACGCACAACUCGCCCACCCACCACAAAGCUCUGAUGUCCGUGCGAUGUCAAGCAGUCUCGCCGAAGGAGCAGCUCGAGAAUGGCGUACGCUUCUUCGACAUUCGUGUCCAGCCGGUCAAGCCAGACGAUCCGAAGGAUGAUGGCCUGGCUCUUGUGCAUGGUGCCUUCCCAAUAUCCCUGACAGGGCCCAAGAGGUUCCGCGACCUCGUCAACACCGUGCAAGAUUUCCUUCGUGAGAACCCAUCUGAGACUCUUAUUAUGUCACUCAAACGCGAAGGCACAGGCAACGCCACUGACCAGCAGCUGUCCGACAUACUCAAGGACCACUACACGAACCCAGAACAAUGGUGGACGCAACCUCAAAUCCCCAGCCUCGGCGAAGCUCGUGGCAAGAUCGUUCUCGUGCGCCGCUUCGUCACCUCCGAUAGACUAAAAGGCGAAUGGGAUGGCAGAGGCUGGGGUCUAAACGCAGAGAACUGGGCAUAUAACACGCCAGACUGCUCAUAUGGUCACGUGCGUGUGCAAGACUUCUGUGAAGUCCUCGAAACGGAGAACAUCGAUAAGAAGAUCGGCCUCUGCUGCGACCACUUUGAGCGAGCAGCUGCUGUCAUCUGCCCUGUUCCCGGCGUGACAACGGACUCGAACAACCCUGUCCCAGACGGACCUCUCUAUCUCAACUUUCUUUCCGCCUCGAACUUCUGGAAGGUCGGUUGCUGGCCUGAUCGGAUUGCGGCGAAGCUGAACCCGGCUGUCACGAACUUCUUGUGCCAGAAGCAUGAGGUUGGCGACAAAGGGGUUGAUGCUCCGGGGGAGGAAUUCCAGGGUGAUGGUGGAGUGGGUAUUGUGGUCUGUGACUGGGUGGGUAAUAAUGGUGAUUGGGAUCUUGUGAGGUGUAUCGUCACUAUGAAUAGUAGGCUGCUGUUGAAGCAGAGGGGAGUUGGAUGGCGGUAG